Molecule: messenger RNA, 639 nt
Organism: Paracoccidioides brasiliensis Pb18
Exons: 2
Coding region: 1-639 (212 amino acids)
Source: RefSeq, a predicted model, not a curated record
AUGCCUUUGUUUCCCAUGAACACGGGCUCUUACAUGCCAUCCAACAACCACAACAAGCGGGCAGAAAACCAGCCUCAGCAGACCUCGCAACUCCACCCCCCUCCCUCGGUUCAGAUCAAAAACCGCCGCAAAAGAUAUCUCGAUACGCAUCCUGAUUACUUCUCUUCAGCUUUGGAACUAGCCGACCCUCUCCUCUACGACCGCCUCAUCAGACGAUUCCAGACUGCGACCGAGAGAGAGGAGGAAGGGCGUGCUAAGGGAUACUCCGGCGUCCUCGAAGCCGAUCUGAUGCGAUCAGAAGCUAAGAUGGAAGCGCUGGCGCAUCCUGACCCGAAUGCGACCAUAACAUAUGCCCGCGGGCCCAACGGUGAGAUUCUAGCGGAGGACCAAGAUGAGAUCCCAGAAAACAAAGAAGAGGGCGCGGAACGCUGGCGCUGGGAGAUGGAGCUACGAUUUUUGAGGGGUGCAGACCACGAGUUUGAUUACAGCGUCGUUGAUGAGAAUGAGGAAUAUGACGACUGGAACGAGGCGCAGGAGCGCUAUUUCGAUGAAGAGGAACCGGAAUUCAUCCUUGAAAAGGAUGAAGAAGGGGAUCGAAAGGAGGAGUUGAAGGGUGAAACGGGCAUUCAAGAUUUUUAA